Messenger RNA from Gracilinanus agilis (Agile Gracile Mouse Opossum), 2907 nucleotides. It is a transcript of the gene ZNF467, whose product is annotated as zinc finger protein 467. Bases 405 to 2255 code for a protein of 616 amino acids. Lineage: Eukaryota; Metazoa; Chordata; Mammalia; Didelphimorphia; Didelphidae. The transcript has 3 exons. Gene Ontology annotation, cellular component: nucleus. The record is from RefSeq and is a predicted model, not a curated record.
GAGGGCAGGAGGAUCAGGGAAGCCCUCUGAAUGCCAAACUUCCCUGCCACCCUUGGAUGGCAGUAACUGCCAGGGGAAGGGCUAGGGCCACUUGGAGCUGGAAGGGAACCUUUUAGAGCCCAAGGCCUUCCAAGGGUAGAGGUGGCUUUCUCACGAAGUCACUGUGCCGCACCACACACUUGAAUGGACAAACACUGACGUCUUCAGGACCCCAGGAAACACCCAACCCUAGCUCCAUCCUGAUGGAGGGAAGGAGAGGGAAGGAGAAGAGAAGUGGGAAGGCAAGCUCACUUAAGCAGCCCAGAGACCUGCCACACAGAGGCACAGCAGGGACUUGAGUUGGGGGGAGAUAGAAGUGAUGUCUGUUCAUUUGUGUGACAGGAUACCUUCCAGGCCAGCCAGAGAUGGCCCCACAAAUUGAGCCAGGAGACAGGCCCCAUGAGGCCCAGGAGCAGACAGCCCCCUCAGGGGGAGAAGGGCCCCCAGGUGCAUACUCAGGGACCCUGGUUCCUAAGCCUGAAGAUGUUUUCCAGAGUGAACAAGGGGAGGAACAGAACAUGGCAGAACCAGGAGUUGAACCCCAAAAAACAGAGCCCGAGGGCUCCUGCCCAGAAGACUGGAUGAUCCGAAAAGUGAAGGUGGAGGAUGAGGACAUGGGAGAGGAAGAGGAGGUGGCGUGGCCCCAACACCUCCCCCAGUUACUUCCCAGCGGCCCCUUCCUGCCCGCGGACCUGGGACCCCUGGCGGCUGUGGCCACAGCCUGUAAGCUGGAGCCCGGAGCGCCUCCGGCGCCUCUGAGCGGCUUGGCUCUGGCAUCCUGGCCUCAGGUCCUGGAGAAACCCUACGGCUGCGGUGAGUGCGAGCGGCGCUUCCGGGACCAGCUGACCCUUCGGCUGCACCAGAGGCUGCACCGGGGCGAGGGCCCCUGUGCCUGCCCAGACUGCGGCCGGAGCUUCUCGCAGCGCACCCAUUUGCUGGCCCACCUGCGCAGCCACCGCGGCGAGCGCCCCUUUCCGUGCCCGGAGUGCGGCAAGCGCUUCAGCAAAAAGGCUCACCUGACCCGCCACCUUCGCACUCACACCGGGGAGAGGCCCUACCCCUGCGAGGAAUGCGGGAAGCGCUUCAGCCAGAAGAUCCACCUGGGCUCGCACCAGAAAACGCACACUGGCGAGAGGCCCUUCCCCUGCACCGAGUGCGAGAAGCGCUUUCGCAAGAAGACGCACCUGAUCCGCCACCAGCGCAUCCACACAGGUGAGCGCCCCUAUCAGUGCACCGAGUGCGGCCGCAGCUUCACGCACAAACAGCACCUAGUGCGCCACCGGCGGGUACACGCGGCAGCGGCGGCAGCAGCAGCCACAGCGGCGGCAGCGGCGGCGGCGACCGCUGCAGGCCCUGCCCCGCCUCCCCCUCCCCAGCCUCCAGCCACUGAUCCCUUGUGCCAAGAGGCGUCCACAGCCCCUCCAGGGCCCAGGGCCUUCGCGUGCGCAGACUGCGGAAAGGACUUCGGCUGGAAGAAGAACCUGGCCUCGCACCAGAGGGUGCACCGUGGGAACCGCCCCUUCGGGUUUUCGGAGCGCCCGCGGGGUCAGGGUGAGCGGUGCCCUCCAGGGGCGGCUGGGGCGGCUGCAGUGGCUGUGGCAGCGGCGGCGGCAGCGGCGGCCCACACCGCCAUCAAGGCCUUUGCGUGCACUCACUGCGGGAAAAGCUUCAGCCAGCGGCCAGGGCUGGUGGCGCACCAGCGGACCCACGCAGGGGAGCGGCCCUUCCGCUGUCCAGACUGCGGGCGUGGCUUCUCCCACGGACAGCACCUGACCAGGCACCGCAGAGUGCACACAGGCGAACGGCCCUUUGCCUGUACCCAGUGUGGCCGUCGCUUCGGCUCCCGCCCCAACCUUGCUGCUCACACCAAGGUACAUAGCGGCGCCAGGCCCUUUGCGUGUGCCCAGUGCGGUCGGGGCUUUAGCCGCAAGUCACACCUGGGCCGUCACCAGGCAGUGCACACCGGAAGCCGCCCGCAUGCCUGCACAGUCUGUUCUCGCUGCUUCAGUUCUAAGACCAAUCUGAUUCGCCAUCAGGCAGUCCACACCGGCUCUCGCCCCUUUCCCUGCACACAGUGUGGCAAGAGCUUCAGCCGAAAGACCCACCUAGCCCGCCACCAGCGCACCCACGGAGAAAUCACUCAUCUUGACCCCAACCUAGCAAGCCCAACCUGGCCUGUCCCCACAGUGCCCACCCCAACUCCACUUUUCCUCUAAAUGGGGCAGAGCUCAGUCCCUGGGAUCACCCAGGUCUCUGUGGGGCCCUCUCUCACCUAACUGCAGGUCAAGCCCCUUGUGGUUUCUAUCUCCAUCCCCCUUGACCAAGGCUGCUCUCCUUUCCUGCUGCUCAGAGGCUCCCAAGCCACCCUCCUCCUUUUGAUCCCUUGUCCUCCUAAAGUUUUCAGUAUAUCCCCUCAGCUCCCUGUCAGCCUCCUGCAUCCACCCUCCUCCUCACCACUCUCCUUCCUUCUGUCCUGACCUCAUGGAUGCCUGAGAACUUUGAGAAUACCCCAUUGUGGAUGACCGAGAGAGAAUCCUAAGCAGACUGUAAAGGGAGGGGUUUAGACUGAAUGAACUCUGAGGUUUUUCACUGUCUGGAACAUUCUUCUUCAAAGUAGACCCUUCGGUUUGGGGGAGAUGGAGGUGUGUUACAUGACCAAAGGAGACUAGAGGUCCAGGCUGGACCAUAUGGGGGAGGGAAUGAAGAACUGAAUACACCUAAGGUUUACUCUUCUAUGUCUUCUUCACUACCCUUCAAAGUGGAAGACUCUCCUCUCCCCCUCAAGAAAGGAGGAUUUCUGUUCCAAGAAGAGAGAAGGAUAGUCACCUAUGUAUUUGAUGUGUCAUUAAAAAUAAAACCUGAACACUU